GAGAAGGUUAUACGAUUGGUGGAAUUCAAGCAGACACAUCACAAGGCUUUGGGCUUGGUCUUAGCCUUCAAAAGUUGAAGUCCGGAGUGUUUACUCAGCAACCACAGCAGCAAAAUGAUUCUUUUAAUGAGAUUAUGCUGACCAAGUUUGUGCGUCUACUUCAACAGUUUGUUAACAUUGCAGAGAAAGGUGGGGAAGUGGAUAAGUCAUCAUUUCGCGAAACUUGUUCCCAGGCUGCUGCUUUGCUUCUUUCAAACCUAGCUUCUGAUUCAAAAUCAAAUAUGGAGAGCUUCUCGCAACUUUUACGUCUUCUUUGCUGGUGUCCGGCUUACAUUUCCACACCUGAUGCGAUGGAGACUGGUAUAUUCAUUUGGACAUGUUAGUUUCUGCUGCUCCACAAUUGGGAUCUCUUGUUCUUGCUGAGCUUGUUGAUGCUUGGUUGUGGACAAUUGAUACCAAACGAGGUCUCUUUGCAUUAGAAGUGAGGUAUUCUGGACCUGCUGCAAAAUUGAGGCCUCAUCUUGCUCCUGGAGAGCCAGAAAUGCCGCCAGAAAAGGACCCCGUUGAACAAAUACUUGCUCAUAGACUAUGGCUUGGAUUUUUUAUUGAUCGUUUUGAGAUUCUUUGCCUAAUUGCUAUGGAGAAGUCUAUUUCUCUUACACCUGAGCAUAUUCGAGAUGAGAAAGUGAAGGUGCAUCAAUUAGUUUCUUAUGUCUUCUACUGAUAAUAUGUCGGUGGUCCCUUUCUAUCAAUCGGCUCAAGAUUGAAAAACUCUUGGAUGCCUUUUCUAGUAUGUGAAACAUAUCAAGAUUUAAGUAUUUCUUUUUUACUAUGGAAUGGAGAACAAAUGCAUGUAAAUGAAGGAGCUUUUCCCCUCGUCAUAUUGCUUUCAUUUCUUGCACUGGGGAGUGCAAGGUGUUAUGCCAGUUCAUUGAUAGAGUGGAGAAACACCCGAGCAAAAAAAUUGAUGAGAAGAUUGGCCAGUUCUGGAUUGUAUUUUUUUCAUAAAAGAACUUUUUUCAAGUUUUUAGUUGUAAUAACUUUUACAUAUGGCUCAAAUUUUGAGACUCAAAUAGAUGU
This is a messenger RNA of Camellia sinensis, 1080 nucleotides long. RefSeq names its product phosphatidylinositol 4-kinase alpha 1-like. Lineage: Eukaryota; Viridiplantae; Streptophyta; Magnoliopsida; Ericales; Theaceae. The record is from RefSeq and is a predicted model, not a curated record.